UGGAGCCCCAAACGCAACCCUAAUUCCUCAUUUUCAUAGUACGCAAGUUUAUUUUGGUUGUGAAUCAAACGAAUCCAAGCAAAAAAAUUCUUCAAGAUGCAAAUCUUCGUGAAAACCCUCACCGGAAAGACCAUCACUCUCGAGGUCGAGAGCUCAGACACCAUUGACAACGUCAAAGCUAAAAUCCAGGACAAGGAGGGAAUCCCCCCGGAUCAACAAAGGUUGAUCUUCGCUGGAAAGCAGCUUGAGGACGGCCGUACUCUUGCUGACUACAACAUCCAAAAAGAGUCUACCCUCCACUUGGUCCUCCGUCUCCGUGGCGGUAUGCAGAUCUUCGUAAAGACCCUCACCGGAAAGACCAUAACCCUUGAGGUUGAAAGCUCUGACACAAUUGACAAUGUCAAGGCUAAGAUCCAGGACAAGGAAGGCAUCCCACCGGACCAGCAGAGGCUGAUCUUUGCGGGAAAGCAGCUGGAGGACGGCCGCACUCUGGCCGACUACAACAUCCAAAAGGAAUCGACUCUCCACCUGGUCCUCCGUCUCCGUGGUGGUAUGCAAAUCUUCGUUAAGACACUCACUGGAAAGACUAUAACCCUUGAGGUCGAAAGUUCCGAUACGAUUGACAAUGUCAAGGCUAAGAUCCAAGACAAGGAAGGCAUCCCGCCAGACCAGCAGAGGCUCAUUUUCGCUGGAAAGCAGCUUGAGGACGGAAGGACUCUUGCGGAUUAUAACAUCCAGAAGGAGUCAACCCUCCACUUGGUCCUCCGUCUCCGUGGUGGCAUGCAGAUUUUUGUUAAGACCCUUACGGGAAAGACCAUCACCCUGGAAGUCGAAAGCUCUGACACGAUUGACAAUGUAAAGGCCAAGAUUCAGGAUAAGGAGGGCAUCCCACCAGACCAGCAGAGGCUCAUCUUUGCGGGGAAGCAGCUUGAGGAUGGAAGGACCCUUGCUGACUACAACAUUCAAAAGGAGUCCACCCUCCACUUGGUCCUCCGUCUCCGUGGUGGAAUGCAGAUUUUUGUCAAGACCCUUACAGGGAAGACCAUCACCCUUGAAGUGGAGAGCUCAGACACGAUUGAUAAUGUGAAGGCAAAGAUUCAAGACAAGGAGGGCAUCCCACCAGACCAGCAGAGGCUGAUUUUCGCAGGGAAGCAGCUUGAGGAUGGUAGGACCCUUGCUGAUUACAACAUUCAAAAGGAGUCCACCCUUCACCUUGUCCUUCGUCUCCGUGGUGGAAUGCAGAUUUUCGUUAAGACCCUUACAGGGAAGACCAUCACCCUCGAAGUGGAGAGCUCGGACACAAUUGAUAAUGUGAAGGCAAAGAUUCAAGACAAGGAGGGCAUUCCCCCAGAUCAGCAGAGGCUGAUUUUCGCCGGGAAGCAACUCGAAGAUGGUAGGACCCUCGCAGAUUACAACAUCCAGAAGGAAUCAACCCUUCACCUUGUGCUGCGUCUGAGGGGUGGAAUGCAGAUCUUUGUCAAGACCUUGACUGGGAAGACCAUCACUUUGGAGGUCGAGAGCUCGGACACUAUUGAUAAUGUCAAGGCGAAGAUUCAGGACAAGGAGGGCAUCCCGCCUGACCAGCAGAGGCUGAUCUUUGCAGGGAAGCAGCUGGACGAUGGAAGGACUUUGGCUGAUUACAACAUUCAGAAGGAGUCCACCCUUCACCUUGUUCUCCGUCUCCGUGGUGGCUUUUAAGGACUUCCUUUUGGGAUGUUUGUGUUUAUGGCUUUGUGGUUGUGUUUCUGGUCCUUAAGAAAUAUUAGUAUAAUGUGUGAACUCGGUUUCUCGUGGUUUUAGUUGGCCCUUAUGAGACCUGUGAUUGAACUGGUGUUAUUUCCCCUUUCAAUCGAAGGUUAGUAUUUUCUUUCGGUGUUAUUUCUUUUGGUGCAGGUGGGUACUAAUAUCGAUCAUGGCUCUUAGAAGGUUUAAGCCAUUAUAUAUGAUUAUAUAUGAUGGCUAACUGGCUUAAGUUUC
Morus notabilis is the source of this 1977-nucleotide messenger RNA. RefSeq names its product polyubiquitin. Gene Ontology annotation, biological process: protein ubiquitination; modification-dependent protein catabolic process. The coding region runs from base 97 to 1698 and encodes 533 amino acids. The transcript is spliced from 2 exons. Gene Ontology annotation, molecular function: protein tag activity; ubiquitin protein ligase binding. Lineage: Eukaryota; Viridiplantae; Streptophyta; Magnoliopsida; Rosales; Moraceae. The record is from RefSeq and is a predicted model, not a curated record. Gene Ontology annotation, cellular component: nucleus; cytoplasm.